CGUCAGCCAGGCCUUCUGAUACUACGUUGCUGCCGCUCCAGGCAAUAAUUUGUCCACUUGAACUGUUUCUGCUAUGUCUACAGAACUUCCAUACGCUGCUGAUGCUGAAAUCUCAUUAUCGUACGAUGAGAUAGAGGUCCUUCGGUUACAAUACGAGAAGGAGCUUGCACAGUCUCACAUCACCGUCCAGACCAAAUUUAAUUAUGCAUGGGGGCUAGUGAAGAGCCCGGUACGCGAAAACCAGGUCGAGGGUGUGCGACUGUUGCAAGAAAUAUACCGGACUGAGCCAUCAAGACGGCGAGAGUGCUUGUACUACCUAGCACUUGGAUACUACAAGAUGGGAAACUUUACAGAUGCAAGAAGCUUCAACGACCUCUUGCUUUCACGAGAGCCCACUAACCUGCAGGCACAAAGUCUAGCAUCACUGAUAGACAAGGGUGUUGCGCGAGAGGGAUACGUGGGUAUGGCACUUGCGGGCGGUGUGGCCGCAGUCGGCACCCUCCUCAUUGCGGGUCUCAUACGGCGAGCAACCCGUAAAUAAAUCGAAAUGAAGAACUCUGACACGACUUUCUAUCUACACUUGCUGUCUGCACCAUGCAUAUUCUAUAUCACGAUUAUCCCUUUGCGCAAUACACUAUUUCGUAAAUAUCGGUCACUGGGUUCGUAUGUACAGUAGCCGUUGAGUAUUCUGGACACAAUGCCAAAUAUAUGCUACUCUCCCUACUCCUGUAGAACCUAAAAUUGGCACACUAUACAGACCUCGUACAAAACAGUUAAGUUCGUCGA
Messenger RNA from Suillus bovinus, 786 nucleotides. RefSeq lists its product as uncharacterized. The transcript is spliced from 6 exons. Bases 74 to 541 code for a protein of 155 amino acids. Gene Ontology annotation, cellular component: peroxisomal membrane; mitochondrial outer membrane. Lineage: Eukaryota; Fungi; Basidiomycota; Agaricomycetes; Boletales; Suillaceae. The record is from RefSeq and is a predicted model, not a curated record. Gene Ontology annotation, biological process: mitochondrial fission; autophagy of mitochondrion; peroxisome fission. Gene Ontology annotation, molecular function: protein binding.